Aspergillus chevalieri is the source of this 1299-nucleotide messenger RNA. RefSeq lists its product as uncharacterized. The record is from RefSeq and is a predicted model, not a curated record. The coding region runs from base 1 to 1299 and encodes 432 amino acids. Gene Ontology annotation, biological process: chitin catabolic process; carbohydrate metabolic process. The transcript is spliced from 3 exons. NCBI's taxonomy places the organism in Eukaryota, Fungi, Ascomycota, Eurotiomycetes, Eurotiales, Aspergillaceae. Gene Ontology annotation, cellular component: extracellular region. Gene Ontology annotation, molecular function: chitinase activity; chitin binding.
AUGAUGAAACACAUCCUCCUGGGCCUGCUGGCCGCUCAGACGGCGCUGAGCACCAGAUUCGUUAUGUACAUCGACCAAUACCACACAAAAGACCUCCCCGGCAAAAACCUCACAGAAGGCAUAACCCACGCCGUAAUGGGCUUCGCCAAAAGCGACCUCUUCACCUCCGAAUCAAGCCCCCACUACGAGCCCUUCGAACCCGUCUCCACAAUGCGAGACCGCUUCAGCCCAGACACCAAAGUCCUCUUCGCAAUCGGCGGCUGGGGCGACACGGAAGGUUUCGCCGCCGGGGCAAAGGACGACACAAGUCGGCAGCAGUACGCGAAGAAUGUCGCUGCCGUUGUUGAGGAGAAUGGCUUCGAUGGUGUGGACAUCGACUGGGAGUAUCCCGGUGGUAAUGGGGAGAAUUACAAGGAUAUUCCGAAUGAGGAGAAGACGGGAGAGAUUGAUGCGUUUCCGAAGUUGUUGGAGGCGAUAAAGAAGGAGUUGCCUGAGGGGAAGAUUCUUUCUAUUGCGACGCCUGGGAAGAAGGGUGAUAUGAUUGCCUAUACGGAUGAGAAUGGGCCUAAAAUCGCUGAGUCUGUGGACAUGGUUAAUGUCAUGUCUUACGACCUGGCUAACCGCCGGAACAAUGUGACGAAGCACCACAGCAGCGUUGAGGACUCGCGUGAGACUAUCAAAGCGUACAAGGGUAUUGGGUUGCCAGCUGGAAAGCUCAACCUUGGAUUUGCGUACUACGCGAAAUGGUUCAUGACUGCUAAGGAUGCGGAUUGCAAGGCUCACCCGCUUGGUUGUGAGAUGCAGGAAUUGGAAACCCCCGAUGGCAAGGACACAGGCAAGUCGGGUGUGUUGACCUUUGAGAAAGGCACGAUGGCCACGCCCAACAAGGAUGACUUGAAGGAGUCGACGGACGGCUCAUGCGGAUACGGGACCAUGACAACCUGUCCCGAGGGACAAUGUUGCAGCCAAUACGGCACUUGCGGCACAACCGACGCCCACUGCCAAGCAGGCUGUCUCUCCGACUACGGCACCUGCAAGGGCCUCUCUAUCAUCGACUCAUGGCGCCGCGCCGACAAGGACGGGCAGCUGGACGAAAAGGCCGGCGGGCAGUACUAUUUCGACGGCGAGGAGGACCUUUUCUGGACGUGGGACACUCCUGAGAUGAUCAAGCGCAAGUUCAAGGACAUUGUGGAUGAGGAGAAGAUCGGGGGUGUUAUGGCGUGGAGUUUGGGUGAGGACACGCUGGAUUUUGCGCAUGUUAAGGCCAUGCAGGAGGGUGUGAAGGAGCGGAGUGCAUGA